Messenger RNA from Anopheles bellator, 2009 nucleotides. RefSeq names its product proton-coupled zinc antiporter SLC30A2-like. NCBI's taxonomy places the organism in Eukaryota, Metazoa, Arthropoda, Insecta, Diptera, Culicidae. Gene Ontology annotation, biological process: response to zinc ion; zinc ion transmembrane transport. Gene Ontology annotation, cellular component: plasma membrane. The record is from RefSeq and is a predicted model, not a curated record. Gene Ontology annotation, molecular function: zinc ion transmembrane transporter activity. Bases 313 to 1896 code for a protein of 527 amino acids. The transcript is spliced from 6 exons.
GUGUGGCGCGUUUGCUCGUUGCACUUACUGAUCGCAGUGCCAGUGCGCCGGGCAAUGUGGAACCAUUGUGGCUGUGCAUGGGAUAAUCAUAAACGUUUUUAGUCUGGCUCCACGCGAGAGAAGAACGGAAACUCCAUCCAGCAAAACAAUAGCACGUGUGAGAUCCGUCCCGGUGUGUUGAGCAUGAGCAUGUUCGCGUGCCAACGGUUUUGAAGGUUGGCAAGCAACGAAAGAGUGUCGAAAUCUGCCCCAAAACAAAGGCACGGCCAAGUGUUUGAGAGUUAUUUGGAAAGGAGGCCACGGUACGGCAGCAUGACGACAUACGUGGAAGUAAAUAUACACUCCGACCCUGAAGAGGAAGAAGAGACCCAACUGGAGCUACAAUGCAGUAGUCAGCAGAAUCUUUUGCCGAGCAUCACCAACCUGUCCAAUCCUACCUGCCUUUUUACAUCCGGUGCAACAUCGGCUACGGAAUCGUAUGGCAAAGCCGAAAAGCGGAAGCUUAUGUGGGCCACAUUGUUCACUGUGGCCUUUAUGAUAGCGGAGUUCGUCGGGGGAUAUCUUUCCGGCAGCCUCGCUAUCAUGACCGAUGCGGCGCACCUGCUUUCCGAUUGCAUUAGCUUCAUAAUUGCCAUCCUAAGCAUCUGGAUCUCAAACCGUCCUCCGGAUGGGCGGAUGUCCUUCGGCUACCGGAGGGUAGAGGUGCUCAGCGCGUUGCUAUCCAUCUUCGGCAUUUGGGCGCUGACGGCGGUUCUUGUCGUCAUGUCCGCUAAUCGGCUCAUCGAAGGCCACUACGAGAUUGAUGCAGACACCAUGAUCAUUGUGGCCGUACUGGGUGUUGUCAUGAAUGUAGCGACCGCCUUCAUUCUGCACGGUUCAUGUAGCGUUGUACACCAUGGCCACAGUCAUGGAGGGCUCGGACAUAGUUAUGGUGGUGGCCAUUCCCACCACAGUCACUCGUCACCCGCACGGCCACGAGCAAAAGCUCAACAGCUGACGGUAGCAGGCCUUCCCUUAUCGCGAUCCUGUUCGCCGAUACCAAAGCGCAUACCCCGGACAUACUCAUGUGACGAGAAGAAGUGCGAUAAGAUGGAGCAACUCAUCAUUCAGAACUAUCCUCCGAGUCCCCAAACGACCAGCCCUCGAUCCUCAAGGCAUAACUCCUUCGCACUCACGUCGGACAGCAGUCAACCGAAUCUCGACACGAUACUAAGCAGUGCACGGUUAAAGCUGAACAAGGAACACCUUCGCCACCGGAUGAGUUUCGACGCGAACAUCAACUCACCGGAUCUCAUUUGCUCGAGUAAGGUAGGCUAUUCACGCAUCAGUCUCGAUCCGGGCUCUUCCCGCGGUCACAGUGACGAAGAAGCUGGUCACAGCGACACGGAACGAUCAUCUUCCGCCGGGGAGCACCAUCACCAGUGUUCCGACUCUUCGGCAGAGGAAGACAGUAGUAAUCUUAACGUCCGGGCGGCGAUCAUUCACGUGAUUGGCGAUUUCAUACAAAGCAUCGGUGUGCUGAUAGCGGCAGUGGUCAUAAAGUUAGCGCCCAACCUGAAGGUGUUCGAUCCGAUAUGUACCUUCGUGUUCUCGGUGAUCGUUCUCGUGACGACGGUACGCAUUUUCCGAGACUCAAUGCGCAUCCUGGUCGAUGCCGUUCCUAGCGAUGUUACGCUGGAAAAACUGUCUGAAGAGUUGGCGUUUAUUGAGGGCGUUAAAACGGUACACGAUCUGAAGGUGUGGAGUGUAUCGACCGGCUGGAACGUCAUGACGGUACAUCUAAUGAUUGAUCCACUCGCCAAUCCGUCCGAUAUACUGGCAGCAGCUAACCACAUAGCGAGGAAGGACUUCCACAUCAAGCACAGUACGGUGCAGAUAGAGAAGAUGCACUUUUAAACCCGACUCGCUACGCGCUGGUGCCCUUGACACUGCUAGUUGCAACCCCGAAGGAAGGAAGAUACCGGCUUUCUUCAUCCUGUACAUAGCCAAAAGUAUUUCUAUAUUUUAGU